AUGGCAACAGCAGCAGCAGUGUCCAGCGAUGCUGGCUUUCCCAUGUCCGGUGGCCCUUCCAGAACCCCAAAACGGCGCGGAAACCCGUCGAGUUCUUCAUUGGGAGGCCGACCCCGCGGUCCUCCUUCUGAGAGCAAUGGCGCGCCUAGUGAUGACGAGGGCAAUGAAGGCUUCGAGGAUGACCAGAUCCCCAACCGUCGCCCAGCAGACACACAAAACAUCCCCAAGGUCGAGGACAAACUCGGAGUGCUGGUCCAGAAGCACUUCGAAGACUUCAUUGAGGGGUUCAUAGAAGAUCCUACCUCUUCAGGGCCUCCCACAUCCAGCGCCAUCACCACAGACAAAUAUUACGUCGCCCAGAUUCACGGCAUGCGCGCAUACGCACUGUCAACCUUUUACGUCGACUUCAAACAUCUUCAGACAUGGACAGACGGCACACUUGCGGACGGUAUUGUAGAUCAGUACUAUCGGUUCUUGCCCUACCUCACCGCCGCGCUGCACAACAUGAUCGCAAAGCACGAGCCGGCGUACUUCCGCGAGCAUCGCCAGCCCACCGCGUCCAGUACCAUGACCACCUCCGGAGCCAGCAAUGUUGGCUCUGGCAGCCAGUCAGGCCCAGGCAGCAAGACCACGAACCAGCAAACCGACAAGGUCUUCUCCAUCGCCUUCUACAACCUGCCCCUGGUAUCCAGAGUCCGCAGCCUCCGUGCCGGAAACAUCGGCCAGCUUCUCUCCAUCUCAGGGACCGUCACGAGAACCUCUGAGGUGCGACCUGAGCUUUCAGUUGCCACAUUUGUGUGCGAGGCGUGCCGUGUUGUUAUCCCCAACGUCGAGCAGACUUUCCGCUACACCGAACCUACACAAUGCCCCAACGCGACUUGCAACAACCGCCACGCGUGGCAGCUCGACAUCCGCCAGAGCACAUUCGUCGAUUGGCAGAAGGUCCGGAUACAGGAGAACAGUUCUGAGAUCCCUACGGGCAGCAUGCCUCGGACUAUGGAUGUCAUCCUGCGGGGCGAGAUCGUCGACCGGGCCAAGGCUGGUGAGAAGUGCAUUUUCACGGGCGCUUUAAUCGUUGUGCCAGAUGUGAGCCAACUGGGUCUUCCAGGCAACCAUGCCCAGGCCUCUCGUGACGACCGCAACAACCCUCGCGGUGGUGAUGCUGGUGGCAGUGGCGUCAGUGGCUUGAAGGCACUUGGUGUCCGUGAUCUGACAUAUCGUCUGGCUUUCCUCGCCUGCAUGGUGGCUCCCGACACGACGAACCUGGGUGGUGGUGUAACUGACAUCAUUGCAUCUCUGAAUUCUUCGAAUAACGAGAAUGCGCAACAGGCCCAAGAAGCGGUCCUCGCUUCAUUUGGACCAUCAGAGAUCGAGGACCUUCGGAAAAUGGUGCACAGUGACCACAUCUACUCGAGAUUGGUCAACUCCCUUGCACCAAUGGUCUACGGCCACGAGGUGGUGAAGAAAGGUCUCCUGCUGCAGCUCAUGUCUGGUGUUCACAAGUCCACUGCCGAGGGGAUGCAGCUGAGAGGCGACAUCAACAUUUGCAUUGUCGGCGAUCCAUCUACAUCCAAGUCACAGUUCCUGAAAUACGUCUGCUCAUUCGCACCUCGCGCCGUCUACACGAGCGGAAAGGCGUCUUCGGCCGCCGGUCUGACGGCCGCCGUUGUCAAGGAUGAGGAGACUGGCGAGUUCACCAUUGAGGCCGGUGCACUUAUGCUUGCUGACAAUGGUGUCUGUGCUAUCGACGAGUUCGACAAGAUGGACAUUGCCGACCAGGUCGCUAUCCACGAGGCCAUGGAACAGCAAACCAUCUCUAUUGCCAAAGCUGGUAUUCAAGCCACCCUGAACGCGCGGACGUCGAUUCUGGCUGCUGCCAACCCUGUCGGCGGUCGGUACAACCGCAAGACCACUCUGCGCGCCAACAUCAACAUGUCCGCGCCCAUCAUGUCCCGUUUCGAUCUGUUCUUCGUCAUCCUCGACGAGUGCAACGAGAAGGUCGACCGCCACUUGGCUGAGCACAUAGUUGGCAUCCACCAGCUGCGCGAUGCCGCCGUCGAGCCCGAGUUCAGCACUGAACAGCUGCAGCGAUACAUCCGGUUUGCGCGUACCUUCCGGCCCGAGUUCACCGAAGAGUCCAAAGAAGUUCUCGUUGAGCGGUACCGCGAGCUACGCGCCGACGAUGCGCAGGGAGGCAUGGGAAAGAACAGCUACCGGAUCACAGUGCGUCAGUUGGAGAGUAUGAUCCGGCUGUCCGAGGCCAUCGCCAAAGCGAACUGUGUGGAGGAAAUCACUCCAGACAUGGUGAACGAGGCGUACAAUCUCCUCAGGCAGAGCAUCAUCUCCGUCGAGCACGACGACGUCGAGGUCGAUGAGGAUGACGAGCCCGUCGAGGACGCCGAGACACUCCUCCGCGCUGCCUCUGAGGCUGCCGGCGUCCCCGCAGACCAGGACGGUGAUGCCGAGAUGGGCGAGGAGCACGCGGACGAGGAGAUGGCCGACGCUGGCGAGGGCUCCGCCCAGCCGGAGAGGCGCAAGCAGACGAUCUCGUACGAGAAGUACAUCAGCAUGGUCAACAUGAUCGUCCAGCGCAUCGCCGACGACGAGGCCGGCAGCGGCGAGGGCAUCGAGGGCGAGGCCCUGAUCCAGUGGUACCUGGAGCAGAAGGAGGACGAGCUCCAGGGCGAGGAGGACUACAACAAGGAGCACGCGUUGGCGAAGAUGGUGCUGAAGAAGAUGGUCAAGGACAACAUCCUAAUGGGCAUCCGUGGUCAAGGCAUGACUCCCGCCGCCGAGGAUGCUGCCGGAGGGUCUGCGGCGCCGCAGGCGGCCCAGGCCCAGGAUAUCGUCUACGUGCUUCACCCCAACUGUGCGCUUGAGGAGAUCAGCUAG
This is a messenger RNA of Diaporthe citri, 2892 nucleotides long. RefSeq lists its product as uncharacterized. The record is from RefSeq and is a predicted model, not a curated record. Gene Ontology annotation, biological process: DNA replication initiation; double-strand break repair via break-induced replication; mitotic DNA replication. Gene Ontology annotation, molecular function: single-stranded DNA binding; single-stranded 3'-5' DNA helicase activity; ATP binding. Gene Ontology annotation, cellular component: MCM complex; nucleus. Lineage: Eukaryota; Fungi; Ascomycota; Sordariomycetes; Diaporthales; Diaporthaceae. Bases 1 to 2892 code for a protein of 963 amino acids. The transcript is spliced from 3 exons.